This is a messenger RNA of Physcomitrium patens, 3037 nucleotides long. The record is from RefSeq and is a predicted model, not a curated record. Lineage: Eukaryota; Viridiplantae; Streptophyta; Bryopsida; Funariales; Funariaceae.
GGUGCAGGUUUCGGGUCGUGACAAGCUGCGAAACCGCGCCGACAUUAGGCACGUUUAUUGGAUGUGUGCUUGCUGAUGAGCGUCGUCGUCGUUGUCGUCUCGGAGAGUGUGUGAGGAUGGAUCCAUCCUCAGCUGUGAGUGAGUGAGUGAGUGCUGAGAUGCCGCAAGAGAAGGAAUAAUAAAGCCUCGGCAUGGGAAUCCAGAGGUUGUUGUUGUCAACGCUCUUUUCUAACUAGUGGGAUCUCACAUCCGCCGCAUCCCUCUUGUCCACACCUCUUCAUUCCAGUCACUGGACGAAACCAGGGAGCUUGGGAUUGUCUGUUUGGUGUUGUCUACUUUAGCCGAUGUUUUUUCGUGAGUUGCCCAAUUGUGGGUGUCGGUAGCUUUGAUCGAGAUUGUGAGUUCCAGGUCAAGUGAAGACAUUGCGGCGUUGUGUGCAGUGCCCACAAGCGCUACUUUCGCAGACGAGAGUCAAAGGUGGGAUCCGAAUCGGUUGUUCCCGAGAGGAAGACAGAGAAGUCAAGGGUACAAUGCUGUGUUGUCUGAGCAGAAGCUCGGUUACGCGGGUGGCAGUCCUGCUUGUGAUCGUGGUUUGUGGUGGUGGCGGCGUUGCAGCUGGAGCUUCAGAAACUGGUGGGCAACCGGUCAUUUAUUACAAUGACGUUGCCUCCCUUGUGGCCUCCAGACCUGAGCUGUCUAUUUUCAACUCAGCUCUUGGGAAGGCAGAGCUCAAGAAGACGUUGGGCCAAAGAAACAAAUCAUUCACAGUUUUUGCACCAAGUAACAAAGCUGUUGAGAAAGCUCUUAAGAACCGUUGCUUGAUAUGCGUGAAUGAUGAUCUUGAAGCAAAGUUUUGCACCUCUAUCACUGAUCUUCUGUCCUCUGCAAAUCUGCAAACUAUUCUCCUGAAUUCUAUGGUCAAGGGGUUAUUCCGGGCAGAAGACUUAAAUGAUGGAGAGAUGCUUCAUUUCCCUGGCAGCUUAGUGAAGGAGGUACACAAGACUGAAACCAGGACUUACAUUGGUAGUGCUUUCGUGUCUACUGCGGACAUUUUAGCUGGAAAUGGGGUUGUACACAUAGUUGACAACAUGCUGGGCGGCACAGAUUUUCAGAAGGUGAAUGGAUCUGUUGUUUCAAUCAAUGCCACAACAAUUCGUCUCGCCACCCAAGCUAUUGGUGCCGAUUUUUUCGAUGAAGACCAGCUCGAGGAGAUGGCGAUUGGCGUCAAAACACUAAAUAUUCCAGGGUUUAAUGCCAUUAGAGAGUUGGUGGCCACCUCUAAUGGGGGUCUGAGGCAUCAUGUGCCACUCGUGUUUGAUUCAGAUUUUAGCAGAGAAGAGACGAGCAAGCCAGAUGAAAAAUUCAAGUACCCAGCCCUGGAGGAUGUGCAGCGUCCCAAGAGCGAUGAAGACCUCGCUUUCAUGAGUGUGCUUCAACUGGGUUCUUUGAUUAAAUCAAAAAAAGUUACAUCGGUGGAGCUUGUAAAGCUUUACAUUGCACGACUGAAGAAGGUGGAUUAUGUCUUGAAAGCAGUGGUGACCUUUACGGAGGAGCUUGCCCUUGAACAAGCUGUUGCAGCUGAUAGACUACUCACCAAAGGGGUUUAUUUAGGACCAUUGCACGGAAUACCAUAUGGGCUGAAGGACCUCUUUGCUGUUCCUGGCUACAGAACCACAUGGGGUUCUAAUCUUUUCAAGAAUCAAGUAAUCAACAAGGAAAGUUGGGUGUACCAGAAGCUGAAAGCGGCUGGUGCAGUAUUGAUAGCGAAGCUUGCUGCGGGGUCGUUGGCCUGGGAUGAUGUCUGGUUCGGAGGCCAAACAAAGAAUCCAUGGAAUAUUUAUGAAGGCAGCACUGGAUCUUCUGCAGGGCCAGCUGCUAGCACAUGCGCAGGAAACGUUCCUUUUGCAAUUGGGACCGAGACAGUAGGAUCUAUCACGCUUCCAUCUUCUCGCACGGGCAUCACUGGGUUGCGCCCUACAUUCGGGAUGGUGGGAAGGUCGUGGGCUAUGAGCUUAUCGGAGAGCCUGGUACUUGCAUUACUGAACUGUUGUCGUUGUUUAAUUUGUUGUAGAUUUAAUUUCCAAACCCGAGACAUGACAUGUUUAGCCUUGUCUCAAUUGUCACAGGAUAAAGUCGGCCCCCUCUGCCGAUAUGCAGCCGAUUGCGCUUUAGUGCUGGAUGCAAUCAGGGGCAAAGAUCCAAGGGACUGGUCAUCAAAGAAUAUUCAUCUGGAAGACCCGUUCUCUGUUGAUAUCACCAAACUGACGGUGGGGUACCUCCCGGAUGCAGAUAUGGGGGUGGUGAAAGCUUUGGCAGGCCUAAAGGUCAAGAUGGUACCGUUCAAGCUGAACUAUACUGUACCCUCAGCAGAGUUCAUAAUGAACGUUACAAUGGGCGUAGACGUAUUGUCACAUUUCGACAAUUGGCAACGAGCAGGUCUAGAUGUUGGAUACGAGGAUCAGACUGCUUGGCCGGUUGAGCUGCGGCGUGCACGCCUGAUUUCAGCUGUGGACUAUGUUCAAGCACAACGAGCUCGUGGGUUAUUGGCCACGGAAGUGAGGCACGUCAUCGAGAGUCAGAAAGUAGAUGCAUUUAUUGGGAAUUCUACAGAUUGGGAGAGAGUCUGUGUGGGCAAUCUCGUGGGUAUGCCAGUGAUUGUGAUCCCUACUGGCUUUAAGAAGAUCAAUGGUACUCGGCGAUGUACUACUGUCCAAACUGGCAUUUACGCUGCUCCUUAUCAGGAUGGAACGGUAUUAGCUCUGGCAAUGGCCUAUCAGGCGGUUACUAGUCACCAUCUUCAGCGUCCUCCUGUUGACAACCUUGGCCCUGACGAAGACUCCUCUCUCAAACAAUUUUUUUAAUUACAUAUGAUUACUAGUUAUCAGUGGGUUUGAAGUGAACUCUUUCAUUCCUGGUCAUCACUGCAAAUUCAAUGAAAAAACCACUUGAUAGACCACCAUCCUUGAGCUUGACACCACUUUGCUUUUUGCUGUUAUACCAACCAGAAUUCAACUGAGCAAACUGGUAUCUUCUUCCA